AUGUCGGGGUUUCUUAAUUCUCCUGUGAACGGAUCUGCUUCAAAUCUUCAAGAUGGUGCUGGACGGUCUUAUGCCACAUCCUUCUCUAGUCAGUCUGGUGCAGCCUCCCCAAAUUUUCAUCAUACUGGUGCUAUUCAAGGGAUGCAUAAUAUUCAUGGGAGCUUUAAUGUUCCCAACAUGUCUGGUACUCUCCCACCAAGAAACUCCACACUAAAUAAUGUUCCGUCUGGGGGUGUUCAACAACAAGCAGGAAGCCUUUCUAGUGGAAGAUUUGCAUCCAACAAUCUCCCUAUUGCAUUAUCGCAGCUAUCUCAUGGAAGUUCCUAUGGACAUUCAGGAGUCACCAAUAGAGGAGGUACAAGUGUUGUAGGAAACCCUGGAUUUAGUAGUAGCACAAAUGAAUUUGGUGGUUCCAUUCCUGGGUUUUCUGCAUCUAUUGGUAAUCGAAGUGCUGUUCCAGGAUUAGGAGUAUCCCCAAUUUCAGGAAGUGUAGAUCCUCGAAUCACCAGUUCUUUGGGAAACAUGGUUGGCGGGGGGAAUAUUGGAAGGACUGGAGGAUUGUCUGUUCCCGGUCUUGCUUCUCGUCUAAACUUGAAUGCAAACAGUGGAUCUGGUGGUUUAGGCAUGCAAGGACAGAAUCGAUUGAUGAGUAGCGUGCUUCCACAAGGAUCUCCGCAGGUGCUCUCAAUGUCAGGGAAUUCUUAUCCUAGUGCUGGAGGCCCGCUUUCCCAAAGCCAUGUUCACGCAGUAAGUAACUUGAACACUAUGAGGAUGAUGAAUGAUGUAAAUUCCAAUGAUAGUUCACCUUUUGAUCUCAAUGAUUUCCCUCAACUGACUAGUCGUCCUGGUUCUGCUGGAGGAUCUCAAGGACAAUUGGGUUCUUUACGGAAUCAGGGUCUUGGUGUCAGUCCUAUUGGUCAACAAAACCAUGAAUUUAGCAUUCAAAAUGAAGAUUUCCCUGCAUUACCAGGAUUCAAAGGUGGUAGUGCAGAUUAUGAUAUGGAUAUGCACCAGAAAGAACAACUUCAUGACAAUGCUAUGCCAAUGAUGCAAUCUCAGCAUUUCUCUCAGAUGGGGAGGUCUGCUGGUUUCAGCUUGGGGGGAACAUAUUCAUCCCAUCGUCCCCAACCGCAACAGCAUAAUCCUUCAGUCAGCAGUGGCAGUGUCUCGUUCUCAUCGGUAAAUAACCAGGAUCUUCUCCAUCAACAUGGAUCAGAUAUUUUUCCGUCUUCUCGUUCUGCCUAUCAGUCACAGACAAAUGGACCUCCUGGCAUUGGAUUAAGGCCUUUAAAUUCUUCAAAUACAGUUUCUGGUAUGGGUUCAUCAUACGACCAACUCAUUCAGCAAUAUCAACAGCAAAAGAAUCAAUCCCAGUUUCGUCUUCAAAUGCCAUCUCUAAAUCAGUCUUUUAGGGAUCAGGGUAUGAUGUCUAUGCAAGCUGCACAAUCACCAGAUCCAUAUGGUUUGCUUGGCCUGUUAAGUGUAAUCAGGAUGAACGAUCUUAACUUGGCAUCUCUUGCCCUUGGAAUUGAUCUUACUACACUUGGCUUAAAUCUUAAUUCAUCAGAAAAUCUUCACAAGACUUUUAAGUCUCCAUGGGCAGAAGAAUCAGCUAAGGGCGAUCCAGAGUUUAAUGUGCCACAGUGUUAUUAUGCUGAACAGCCACCUGCUCUACACCUAGGUUAUUUUUCAAAGUUUUCAGUGGAAACAUUGUUUUACAUAUUUUACAGUAUGCCCAAAGACAAAGCACAAUUAUGUGCUGCAAUUGAGCUUAACAAAAGAGGCUGGUUUUACCACAAAGAGUAUCGACUGUGGUUUACAAGAGCACCCAACAUGGAGCCGCUGGUGAAAACAAAUACAUACGAGAGAGGAACUUAUCACUGUUUCGAUCCAAGUUCAUUUGAAACGGUCCGCAAGGAUAAUGUUGUUCUUCAUUAUGAUAUGCUGGAAAAGAGACCCCAUCUACCUCAGCAUUAA
Messenger RNA from Lathyrus sativus (Indian pea), 1977 nucleotides. Lineage: Eukaryota; Viridiplantae; Streptophyta; Magnoliopsida; Fabales; Fabaceae. The record is from the annotation of a GenBank genome assembly.